Messenger RNA from Vicia villosa (hairy vetch), 1233 nucleotides. RefSeq lists its product as uncharacterized. The record is from RefSeq and is a predicted model, not a curated record. The transcript has a single exon. Lineage: Eukaryota; Viridiplantae; Streptophyta; Magnoliopsida; Fabales; Fabaceae. The coding region runs from base 1 to 1233 and encodes 410 amino acids.
AUGUGGGAGGCUUUCAAUGCCCUUCUGGCCGUUUUGAUAUAUGGGAUCGUGAUGUUUCCUAACAUUCACAAGUUCGUCGAUUUGGCGGCUAUAUGCCUCUUUAUGGAUAAGAAUCCAGUCCCUACUCUAUUGGCCGAUACAUACUAUUCUAUUCACUCUCGGCAUGGGAAAAGGGGAGCUAUCCAAGGGUGCUUGCCAUUACUAUACAUCUGGUUCAAGUCUCAUCUGCCUACAAGUGGUCCGUUCGUUACUUCUAUUCAAAAGUGGUCUCAAAGAAUCAUGGGACUUACUGCGAACGACAUUGUGUGGUAUCAACUCCGAACAGGUAUAUCUGAAGUCAUUAUUAGGUGUGGAAACUUUGGUAAUGUCCCACUCAUUGGGACAAGAGGAUGUAUUAACUAUAACCCAGUUCUUGCUCUUCGGCAGUUGGGUUAUACCUUGAAGGGUGCCCCUUUGGAUAUGGAGAUCCACCAAUCCCUGUAUUUUGAAAAGGGAACUGACCCCGUAGCACUUGAGGAAAUCAGGAAGGCUUGGAAUAAUAUCCGCAUAGGCGAGAGAUCCACUUUGGGAGCCAAGAAUGCUAUUGCCAUGGAGCCUUACACUGAUUGGGUUAAGGAGAGAGUCAAGACACUUCGGUUACCAUUCCCGGAGGUUCCUCUCUUGUAUGCACAACCUCCAAAGAUAUUAGAAGCUAUGGUGCCGAGGGAACGUUUUGACCAAGUCCGCGUCGCCAAUUUGAGAUUGGAAGAGAAAGAUAGGGAUACGGAUUUGAAACACUACUUCAUUAAGCAGACAAAGAAUGAGUUGGCCCGUGAACUUAAAAUGCUAAAAGGAGAAUCUUCCCAAGUCAGGAAGAGGACCAGAACAGAUAGAGGUGGGAAAGCUGCUGCUGUUUUUACUGAAGACCCUCAAGAAGUCAUAGAAAAGGCUGUAAAGGAAGCAGAGGAAAAACUCAAACGUGAAUACCAAGAGGACUUGAAAGCCCACAAACUCCAACUGGAAAAAGAGACCAAAUAUAAGCUGAGGACUAUGAAAAAGAAGCUUGAAGAGGAAACUGCCCGGAGGAUGGUAGUUGAGAAGAAGCUUGAGGAGGAAAUUACCCAAAGGAUGGCAGUUGAGACACAGCUUAAAGGUAGUCAUCUCCGCUCCGCUCGACUAACAGAAGAGAAUGUCAAGCUCAGAGAGCAAAGGACAGAUAUGGAGAAUGCACCCGAGAAGACUUAUCUCCCAUAA